GUUUUGCUAACUACCAUACCAAAAAUUUAGCUAAUAUUAUUGGAGAUGCUGUGGGAGUUUAUAUUACCAAGUAAUCUCUCUCCCUCUCCAAGCACUCUGCGGAACAGCGGAAGUCUAAUUUUUUCUAGGGUUUGAGACAGAAAAGCUCUGAACUGAAGCUCUGAGAGAGAGUUGUAAUGGUGUGGUGGAUUCCGUAAGCAGCUCCAUAAUUGACAGUCAAUGGAAAACUCGGACUCUGACGAGCCAGAGAAGAAGAGGCCUCAUUUGAACUCCCUUUCCCCCACCAUGGCCCGUAGCUCCUCCACCUCUCCGCCCAAUAACCACAGCGUCGAUGCAUCACUUCUCCAGAUACAGAACCAGCAACUUAAUCAGCUGGUAGACAAACAGAAGCUUGACUUGCAAGAUCUUGAAGCGAAAAUUCAGGAACUGAAGGAUAAGCAAGGUUCUUAUGAUGAUUUCUUAAUCACAGUGAAUAAACUAUGGAAUCAGUUGGUUGAUGAUCUAAUUCUGCUUGGACUAUGUACUGGAGGAGCCCAAAAUGCUUUAGAAGUUUUGGAUGGUGCUAAUUAUUCUCGUGGUUCAAUUCCAUCAUGUUCUGCAGAAGAGAUGUUUCUUUUUAGACUCUUACAACAAGAUUCUUUAGAAGCUAAUGGCAAUGAUGAAAUUGUUAAAUAUGUUGAAGAAACUCUGGCUUUGCGGCAUACGUCUACUAUGGACUUGUUAGAACUCUUAGAACAGCCAAUUUAUGCUCAUAGGGAAAAAACAAAGAACAUAUCCCACACUUUGGAUGGAAAGAUAUCUUCAGAAGAUGCUGUCAUCCAGUUUUCUAAAAUUGAUGAUAUGAUGGAGAGGGAGGUUAAAAAUCUACGUGAAGCGAUUGAUAUUCUUCACAUGAAGCAUAAAGAGUAUGCUGGCAUAAUUCGGACUUACCUCAGCAGCCAUUCAAGAGAUCAGUCUGAAAUUAGGCGCAUUACAGGUGAGCUGGAUGACAAAAUGGCUGACCUAGAGUUGAAGAGAAGGAAACUAGUGAAUCUGAAAAUGCAAAAGGAUGUUGCAUCUGGGGUGCAGAACCAUACUUCUAGUGCACUUAAUGGAACCCUGUCACCUGAAAAAUCAACAGAAAGGACAAUCAGCUUGCGAGAACUUAGAAAUUCAAUUGAGGAAACAAAGAUACUAGAAGCUGACCGCCUUUCUGAGUAUCAAGAGGCACAUGAAGAAAAUUUAGUGCUGUCAAAACAAUUGCAAGAAUUUCAGGAUGAAGUGGAGGAUGACAAAUAUGUACAUUCAUCGAGACUGUACACUAUGCUAAAUGAUCAACUCCAAAAUUGGAAUGCAGAAUUGGACCAAUACAAAGCAAUGAUUGAUUCUUUGCAGGCUGACAGGGCUCUUGUUGUGAGAAGGGAAAAGGAACUAAAUUUCAAAUUAGAGUCAGUAGAUGCAGUGAGGAAUGUCAUUGACAAUUCUGAUUCUAGGAUUGAAGAACUAGAGCUUCAGCUGCAGAAGUGUGUAAUUGAAAAAAAUGGCUUUGAGAUAAACAUGGAAGAAGCUGUCCAGGAUUCAGGACGAAAGGACAUUAUAGCAGAGUUCCGUGUGAUGGCCUCAUCGUUGUCUAAAGAAAUGGGAAUGGUGGAAACUCAGUUGAAGCGGUGGAAGGAAACAGCUCAUGAAACACUUUCUUUACGUGACAAAGCCCAAUCAUUAAAAGCUUCAUUAAGUACAAAGACAAAUGAGCAAAAGAGCCUUGUGGACAAGUGUGGCGAACAGGUGAUAGAGAUAAAGUCUCUUAAGGCAUUGAUUGAGAAGUUGCAGAAAGAAAAACUGGAACUGCAGAUCUUCUUAGACAUGUAUGCACAGGAAAGCUAUGAAAACAGAGACUUGAUGGAAGUCAAAGAAUCAGAGCGCAGAGCUUACUCUCAAGCUGAAAUGUUCAAGAAUGCAUUGGAUGAACAUAGUCUAGAAUUGAGGGUGAAAGCAGCCAAUGAAGCAGAGGCUGCUUGUCAGCAAAGGCUUUCUGCUACUGAAGCUGAAAUAACUGAAUUCAGUGCCAAACUUGAUGCAUCAGAGCGGGAUGUUAUGGAGCUUACUGAGGCUAUUGGAAUUAAAGACAAGGAGGCAGAGGCUUAUAUAUCUGAAAUUGAGACCAUUGGUCAGGCAUAUGAAGAUAUGCAGACGCAAAACCAGCAUCUGUUGCAGCAGGUGACUGAGAGGGAUGACUACAAUAUCAAGCUCGUUUCGGAGAGUGUGAAGACAAAGCAAGCACAGAGCUAUGUACUCUCUGAUAAGCAGGCAUUGGUGAAACAACUUCAACAAGUAAACACAUCAUUAGAAUCUCUAAACAUGAGAGUUUCCUAUGGUGAAGAGCAGAUGAAGGCUCUCCUGACAGAUGCCAUAAAAACUACUGAGGAAGAUAGGCACCUUGCAGUCGACGUAGAAACUGCCAAGUGGGAACUGGCUGAUUCUGAGAAGGAGUUGCAGUGGUUGAAAUCUGCCUUUGCUUCUUCUGAGAAGGAACAUACGCACAUUCAAAAGGAUAUUGAUGAUGUCCAAUUGGAAUUAGACAAUGAAAGAAGCACGAGGAAGAACCUUGAGGAAGAACUUAGGGAAUUGAACAGCAGUGUUGCUGAGAUGAGUUCUGAAACUGGAGAGGCUGCAAUACAGAAACUCCAAACUGAAAUUAAAUUCUGCAAGAAUAUUUUGCAGUGCAGUGUUUGUACUGAUAGGCCAAAGGAGGUUGUAAUUGUGAAGUGCUAUCAUCUAUUUUGCAAUUACUGUGUUCAGAAAAAUCUAGAGAUCCGUCAUCGUAAGUGUCCUGCCUGUGGAACUCCGUUUGGUCAAAAUGACAUUCGGUUUGUAAAGAUAUGAACAGAGAGAGUUCCCGAUAUCCUGUACUUAUGGCCUCCUCCCGGCCCGCCGGCCCUUUUUUGAUUGCUAAGUAUCUUGUACAAAUAGCAUAGCUUGUAGUUUUUCUUGUUGCAGUAGGCUGACAUCGGAACUGUGGUUUUAGUUGUAUAGGUUUUCUUUUGUAAAUGAGUUUCCUUUCUUUUCUUGUUUUAGCGUUUUAUCUAUUAUUUCCAAAUAAUGUAGUUGAAAAAUACGACAGAAGUGAAGAGAAAUGGUUUAAUGUUAAUUGCACAUGCCAGAAA
Pyrus x bretschneideri (Chinese white pear) is the source of this 3143-nucleotide messenger RNA. RefSeq names its product E3 ubiquitin-protein ligase BRE1-like 2. Gene Ontology annotation, molecular function: ubiquitin protein ligase activity; metal ion binding. Lineage: Eukaryota; Viridiplantae; Streptophyta; Magnoliopsida; Rosales; Rosaceae. The record is from RefSeq and is a predicted model, not a curated record. Gene Ontology annotation, cellular component: HULC complex; nucleus.